AUGUCUGCUGAGAAUUCGUGGGAAGUCCCCCAGUCGAAGGAUGUCCAGGCCGUCGAUACCUCCGAUGCUGAACCUUCAGCUGAGGUGUUCCGCAAGAGACAGAGUCUCUCCGACUUUUUGACCAUUCUCGCCAGUGGAUUUGCCCUGAUCAGUGAUGGCUAUGAGUAUAACCUAAUGACAAUGACCUACUACGUUUCGGCGAUUUCCACGAGCGUGUCAAAUGCCUGCUUGUUGGAGAAAAUCUUUGUCAGAUUUCUGCCAUGCGACUACAUUGGGCGCAAAGCGGCUAUGGUCUUCACCACUUAUGAUCGCGCCGCAUCGCACGGUGUCAGUAUCAACGGCAUGCUCUGGAUGCUGAACGUUUCGCGUGGUAUUAUUGGCUUCGGAACUGGUGGUGAAUAUCCUCCCUCUUCAGUUUCGACGGCAUCCGAAAACGCCAAUGACUUGACCCUGAAGCAGCGUGGUCCAGCUUUCAUCAUGCUGACAAACUUUCAGCUGUCAUUUGGUGGCCCAUUUGCUGUUCUGGUUUCCUUGGUCGUAUUCUCAGCCUGCCAGCCAUCCCACUACAGCACCGUCCAGCGCGUCUGCUUCCGGUUUCGGGUGCAUCUGGCCCCUGUCCUUCCAUAUGGCCUGGUACAUUGUUACUAUUGGAAGUCGCUCAUUGGAACUUGUGGUGCCUGGUACCUAUACGGCCCGUACUCUUUCCCAUCACCUGACUUCAUCACUUUUCCCAACGGCGUCUUCUCCGCCACCAUCAUCUCCUCUGUGGUCGACGACGACUCGGUUCUCAAAACCGGUGAAUGGCAACUCCUCCUCGGGGCCAUCUCCCUCCCCUGUGUCUCACUCGGAGCUCUCCUCUAUAACAAGCUCAGUGGCGAAAACAUAAUGAUGGUAGAUCAUCCCCUCUUCCUGGUCUUCUACAGCCUCAUGCAGAGUUCCGGCAAAUUCGGCCCGGGGGACAUGCUCGGCUUAUUUUCAUCGGAGCUGUAUGCCACCGGUGUCCGGGGUACUUGCUAUGGGUGGUCUGCGGCUGUAGGGAAAGUAGGUGGCGCUAUUGGUACUCAAGCAUUCACACCCAUUGAGAAUAACUCGGGUAAAAAUGUACCGUUAAUUAUUGUAGCUAUUCGCGGUGUUGUGGGCAUUUUGGUGGUUCAAUUUCCUCACUCCGGAUAUUUCGGGGAUAAUUUGAGAAUCCGCGAUGAGAAAUUCCGGGCCUACCUUGUCUCGAAGGGGCGGGGUGGUGCGAUGGGUGACGAUGAUAUGCGGGCCUUGGCAGUUGAGGGCACCCCGCCUGCUUUCGGGGAGGCAAAGACAUGUUCCUUGUUGGGCGUUGUUUAGGAGGGGGAAAACAAAUGGU
This is a messenger RNA of Aspergillus vadensis CBS 113365, 1357 nucleotides long. RefSeq lists its product as uncharacterized. The record is from RefSeq and is a predicted model, not a curated record. Gene Ontology annotation, biological process: transmembrane transport; carboxylic acid transport. Gene Ontology annotation, molecular function: carboxylic acid transmembrane transporter activity. Lineage: Eukaryota; Fungi; Ascomycota; Eurotiomycetes; Eurotiales; Aspergillaceae. Gene Ontology annotation, cellular component: plasma membrane. The transcript has 11 exons. Bases 1 to 1338 code for a protein of 445 amino acids.